AUGGCGAGAGAAAGCGGCGGCGGAGGCGGCGGCGGUCGGAGCAAAAGAGAAACCAAAGCAGGCGCGUUCUUCACGGCCACCUUAGUGAUGUGGACCGUCUCCGUCUUCUUCGAAAUCCUCUUCAACAAGCGGUCGGAGCUCAUCCCCAUCCCGUUAGGGUUUGUCUUCUUCCAAUCAGCAAACGCUGUCGUUCGGAGACUCGUGUCGCGCGACCCGCUCUUCGUCAACACGUUCAUCUCGCUCCUCCAUUCCUCAAUCACCUCCGCCAUCGUGGUUUUGAUAUUGCUCAAUCAGUCGACAAGAAUCAAUGUCGACAAGAUGUUUGAACACUCACAAUUGGUGGAGGCAUAUUGGCCUUUAGCUUAUCAGGCCCUAUGCUUUUCAUCCGGGUACUUUGCAUACGACCAGUUGGACAUGUUGCUUUACCGGUUGUACAGUGGUUUGAUCCCGGCGAUUCUUGUACAUCACUUGGUGCUACUCGUUUGUUUUACCCUUGCAUUGUACCGGAAGGUCACGAUCAACUACCUUAUUCUCACCCUUAUUUGCGAGCUACACUCGAUAUUCCUUCACGUCCGAAAAAUACGACGAAUGGCCGGCAUUCGAGACGCGAGUUCCAAGAGCGUUAAAGUCGAGUGGAUUCUCAACUGGUUCACAUUUGUAUUUGCCAGAUUAUUGCCUCAUAUUUUGAUCACGUUCAAACUGGUUAAAGAUGCUCCCAAUUUCGAUAAGGGUAUCGAGCUACCACUUGCUCUAUUUGGUAUGGCGGGAAUGAAUCUGCUCAAUAUAUUUCUGGGGAUUGAUCUUUUUAACGCUUACAGAAGAGAAAGAAAACCGAAGGUAGGUCAUCAUGACCAUCACGAAUGA
Molecule: messenger RNA, 864 nt
Organism: Striga hermonthica
Lineage: Eukaryota; Viridiplantae; Streptophyta; Magnoliopsida; Lamiales; Orobanchaceae
Source: the annotation of a GenBank genome assembly